Molecule: messenger RNA, 1110 nt
Organism: Acanthosepion pharaonis
Lineage: Eukaryota; Metazoa; Mollusca; Cephalopoda; Sepiida; Sepiidae
Source: the annotation of a GenBank genome assembly
AUGUCUGCCUGGCCGUCUGUUCAGUUGCCUAUCUAUCUAUCUAUCUAUCUAUCUAUCUAUCUAUCUAUCUAUCUAUUUCAGUCUGUUUAUUAUCUAUCUAUCUAUCUAUCUAUCUAUCUAUCUAUCUAUCUAUCUAUCUAUCUAUCUAUCUAUCUUGACGUAAACACGCAGACAUUGGAGAACUGCUACCCCUUCCUUCCUUUCAAAUCUAUCUAUCUAUCUAUCUCUCUAUCUAUCUAUCUAUCUAUCUAUCUAUCUAUCUAUCUGUUUUACAGUUCAUAUCUAUGUCAUACUGUUCAUAUCUAUCUAUCUAUCUAUCUAUCUAUCUAUCUAUCUAUCUAUCUAUUUUACAAUUCAUAUCUAUGUCAUACUGUUCAUAUCUAUCUAUCUAUCUAUCUAUCUAUCUAUCUAUCUAUCUAUCUAUGUCAUACUGUUCAUAUCUAUCUAUGUUAUACUGUUCAUAUCUAUCUAUCUAUCUAUCUAUCUAUCUAUCUAUCUAUCCAUUUCAGUAUCUAUCUAUCUAUCUAUCUAUCUAUCUAUCUAUCUAUCUAUCUAUCUAUCUAUCUGUCUGUCUGUCUCAUACUGUGCAUAUCUAUCUAUCUCUCUAUAUAUAUGUGUGUGUUUGUGUGUGUGUUAUACUGUUCAUAUCUAUCUAUCUAUCUAUCUAUCUAUCUAUCUAUCUAUCUCAGCCUGUUCCUAUCUAUCUAUCUAUCUAUCUAUCUAUCUAUCUAUCUAUCUAUCUAUCUAUCUAUUCGUGUCAGGCAAAUAAAAUUUUAUUUUUUUGUCGAUCUAUUUUCAUUCAUUUAUAUCUAUCUAUCUAUCUAUCUAUCUAUCUAUCUGGUUCUGUUCAUAUCUAUUUAUCUGUUCAUAUCUAUCUGUCUAUCUAUCUAUCUAUCUAUCUUUUUUAGUCUAUUCAUAUCUGUCUAUCUAUCUAUCUAUCUCAAAUCUGUUUAUCUAUCUAUCUAUCUAUCUAUCUAUCUAUCUUUUCUAUCUAUCAUACACAUUCUAACACACACAAAAGAUAUAUAUAUAUAUGUAUUUAUAAAUGUCCUCAAAAUAAAAAAUAUGCACAUAUCUUUAAAUGAAAAUAAACAUUUAUAUUUUUUUUAA